AUGUGGAUGCUGGCGUUAGGUGGGGUUUUCCUGGCCACUGCCCAGGCCUGUGUCCUCUGCCACCUCUCAGCCCGUGACUUGUCGGGCCGCCUGGCUCAACUCUGCAGCCGAGUGGAGGUUCUGUGGAAGGGCUGUGGGGCCUCCUGGAGCUUCCCGGCCUUUGCCUUAGAUGAGGCGUCCAUGAACAAAGUCAUAGAGAAGACUCACAGAGUCCUGAGGGUCAUGGAGAUCAAAGGGUCUCUCUCCUCCCUCCCCUUGUAUUGGCGUUGGCUGCAAAACACCAAGCUCCCCGCGUACACCAGGGAAGCUCUCUGCGCGCCCGCCUGCCGGGGCAGCACCAUCCUGUAUAACUGUUCCACCUGCCAGGAAUUCAAGGUGCGCUGCUGGCCCCGAAAGCGCUGCCUCCCAGGAAGUCACGAUCUUCGGGAAGCCAAGAUUCUGCUCCUCUCUGUCUUGGUAGCUGCCCUGCUGCUGGGUGUUAUGAGCCUCGUGGUGGAGUCCAGUUACAUGGAAGCAGAAAGGACAAGUGAAGACCCGGACAGCCUCCCAGCCUCCUCCAGUUCUAAAGACCACGAUGAAUCCACUUCCCUCGGAGAGGAUCAGCCAGCCCCUUAGUUCCAAUCCCCAAGGUUCAGCCUUCCAGACCCCGAAGCCCAGACGUCCCCACGGUCCCCGUGUCAGAGGGCCGCCAGGGACCCAGGCACCGGCAGCUGGGAAG
Messenger RNA from Neomonachus schauinslandi (Hawaiian monk seal), 718 nucleotides. RefSeq names its product transmembrane protein 95 (gene TMEM95). Lineage: Eukaryota; Metazoa; Chordata; Mammalia; Carnivora; Phocidae. The transcript has 7 exons. The record is from RefSeq and is a predicted model, not a curated record. The coding region runs from base 1 to 615 and encodes 204 amino acids. Gene Ontology annotation, biological process: fusion of sperm to egg plasma membrane involved in single fertilization. Gene Ontology annotation, cellular component: acrosomal membrane; sperm plasma membrane.